Penicillium cataractarum is the source of this 573-nucleotide messenger RNA. RefSeq names its product DUF3237 domain-containing protein. Lineage: Eukaryota; Fungi; Ascomycota; Eurotiomycetes; Eurotiales; Aspergillaceae. The transcript has 4 exons. The coding region runs from base 1 to 573 and encodes 190 amino acids. The record is from RefSeq and is a predicted model, not a curated record.
AUGAGGAUGCUAUCCUUCACUCGCAAUGGGGCCACAACGGCUCUGCAGUUCCUUGCUAUUGUCUUGUUGGCCCAGAUCGGCAUGGCAACCAAGACCCCCGAGCCGCCCAAACUGUCAUUUCUCUACACAGCAUAUGUCGAGUGUGAGCCAAAUCUCAUGAGCACUAUUGCUGGGCCACACGGUAUACGCAAGUCUAUCCCCAUUGUUGGUGGAAACUUCAGCGGCCCUCAUCUGUCAGGCAAAAUCCUCAACGUCGGGGCUGACUGGGGCCUGACCGAUCCUCGAACAAACGUUUUCUCAGCAGAUACUAGAUACAAUCUGCGCACUGAUGACGGUGCUGAUAUCUUCAUUCAAACAUCUGGCCCCAAAGCUCCCGAUGGUCAUCUGCAUCUACGUCUUGUCUUUGAAACGGCGAGUCCGAAGUAUUACUGGUUGAACAAUGUCGUCGCGAUCGGCAUAUUGACAUCUGGUCUGCCAUCUACGGGGAACUUGAGCCUGCUGCGAAUUGAUGCUUGGAAUUUCGCUUCGGACUGGAAUGCGACACAGUUUGUGAAUAGCACUGCUGCUGUGUGA